Molecule: messenger RNA, 1035 nt
Organism: Diversispora eburnea
Lineage: Eukaryota; Fungi; Glomeromycota; Glomeromycetes; Diversisporales; Diversisporaceae
Source: the annotation of a GenBank genome assembly
AUGAAUACUCCAAGAAAACAAAUAAAAUUAGAGAGUGAAGAAUCUCCCCAAGUUGCACUUCCAGCUAUUCCUGGAAAAAUAGUGGACAAAGAACAAACUAAAUUACUUAAAGAAAAAAUAUCAGAAUUAUUAUUUGGAAAAGAUUCCGAUGCUAAACCCUCUAAAAAAAAUUUAAAUUUUCCUGCUCAACCUAUUAGUUUUACUAAAUGUCAUAUAAAAGAAUUGUUACAAGAAAGUUAUUAUGUAUGUGAAAAAUCCGAUGGAAUACGUGUACUAGUUUAUUUGACAGAAAAUGAUGGGCGACAAGAGGUUUAUUUGAUUGAUCGAAAGAAUAAAUACCGUUAUAUUGAAGGUUUGGUGUUUCCGGAUCCUAAAGAUCAAUCGAAACCUCAUAAAGGCACAUUAUUCGAUGUAGUUCGAUUAUAUGCUUUUGACUGUCUUUUAGAUAGAGAAGAAAAUUUAAUGCAAAAACCACUUAAUAAAAGAUUGGAAAUUGUCAUUCGAGUAAAUAAAGAAUUAGAUUUUUCGCGUAAAAAUAAUAAUCGAUUUAAACAUAAGAGUGAUGGAUUGAUUUUCACUUCCUUACCCGCUCCUUAUUCACCGGAUGAAAAUUCCAUUGAUUUUAAAUUAAAAUGUUAUUAUUCAUCUAUUAGACUAUUUCCAGAACAGAGACCAGAUAAAUUCGAGUUACAUGUAAAUAAAGGUAAAAAAUAUUAUGAAUAUUAUGAUGAAUUACAAGUUCCUGACAAUUUAUGGGAAAAAUGGUUAAAACAAGAAAUGAUAACCAACCAAGAAACAUCAGAAAGAAAUUUAAAUCUUGAUGGUCGUAUUGUUGAAGUAUGCCGUAAAGAAUAUCCCGAUGGAUCAAAAAAAUGGGAAUUUAUGAGAUUUCGUGAUGAUAAGAGGGACGGAAAUUAUUAUACAGUCGUAGAUAGUAUUUUACAAAGUAUUGAUGAUAAUUUAACUGAAGAAGAGUUGAGAUCCGCUAAGGAUGAAAUAAAAAAUGCUUGGGUUCAAAGACCAGAAGUUGUGUGA